Python bivittatus (Burmese python) is the source of this 6352-nucleotide messenger RNA. RefSeq names its product carbohydrate sulfotransferase 11 (gene CHST11). The record is from RefSeq and is a predicted model, not a curated record. Gene Ontology annotation, cellular component: membrane. NCBI's taxonomy places the organism in Eukaryota, Metazoa, Chordata, Lepidosauria, Squamata, Pythonidae. Gene Ontology annotation, biological process: proteoglycan biosynthetic process; carbohydrate biosynthetic process. Gene Ontology annotation, molecular function: sulfotransferase activity.
CAAGAAAAUAUGGUCACCGUAUUUACAUUACUACCAGCCAAAAUACUAGGAAAAAUGAGCAAGAUUUUCAAUCCUCCGGAAUUCAUCAUCAGGGGGAGGGUCCAAGCAGCAAAAGCCCCCAGUACCUUGGAAAGGCGGGCAUGGAAACCCCAGACAAAGAUCGCUUCACCUGGCCAGACGGGAUAGGAAGGAGAUCCUCCUCGCCAUCGGAGACCAUGAACCCAUCUCAGCCUGCGCACUGCAUCCAUCCGAGUCGACUCGGGACACUUUAGGACCGCGAAGAAAGCGGCGAGACGGCUGGGGAAGCAGUCGGACGCGACCAUAUUCACCAGCAGGGUGAGUCGAAUGGUGUUCCAAGGCGACCUUCUCGGAGGUUCUGCUGGCCUUCCGCGGGUUACACAGACUUCUCUGCGGCCUCCCCCUCCAUCGUAAGUCAAGUGGUAGCCCCCAAGCUAGGACUAGCUCCCAGCCAAAUGAAGCAGCGCUCGCGAGCCGCUGCCCAAGACAUCCUCCAAAGCAGCCGCGGAAGGAGGAAGCAGCGCUCGCCGCCGCCAGCAUCGCGCCAGCCCGCUCCCCGAAUAGCCGGCCGGUCGCCCAGGCGCUCGCUGCCCCUGCGCUCCUGCGCUCCGGCUCCUCCGUCACGCAACUCUUGGGAAAGAGCCCGCGGGGCGAGGGUCGCCUCCUCCCGCCCUCCUCCCCGCCACCUACCUAUUCUCGCCGGGACAAAGCCAUGAAGCCGGCGCUGCUGGAAGUGAUGAGGAUCAAUCGGAUUUGUCGGAUGGUUUUGGUCACUUGCUUGGGAUCCUUCGCCCUCGUCAUCUUCUAUUUCCAAAGUAUGUUGCAUCCAGUAAUACGUAGGAAUAGCUUUGGGAUGGACAUCUGCUGCCGAAAAGGAUCAAGAAGUCCGCUACAAGAGCUCUACAAUCCAACCCAGUUGGAAUUAUCCAGCACAGCAAUCCUUCAUCAAAUCCGGAGGGAUCAAGUUACAGAUACAUGUCGAGCCAACAGCAUGUCCAGCAGGAAGCGCCGUGUGCUGACCCCUAAUGAUCUCAAACAUCUGGUGGUUGAUGAAGAUCACGAAUUGAUUUAUUGCUAUGUCCCCAAAGUGGCCUGUACCAACUGGAAGAGAGUCAUGAUGGUGUUAACUGGGAGAGGAAAAUACACUGAUCCAAUGGAGAUACCAGCUAAUGAAGCACAUGUCUCAUCAAACUUGAAAACACUCAACCAGUACAGCAUCCCAGAGAUCAACCAUCGCUUGAAAAACUACAUGAAGUUUCUAUUUGUCCGUGAGCCUUUUGAGAGACUGGUGUCAGCCUACAGAAACAAAUUCACCCAGAAAUAUAACACCUCCUUUCACAAGAGAUAUGGUACCAAAAUCGUAAAGCGCCAAAGGAAAAAUGCAACACAGGAGGCUCUGCAUAAAGGUGAUGAUGUCAAAUUUGAAGAGUUUGUGGCUUAUCUCAUAGACCCACAAACUCAAAGAGAAGAGCCAUUCAAUGAACACUGGCAAACUGUCUUUUCUCUGUGCCAUCCUUGUCACAUCCAUUAUGACCUCAUAGGGAAGUAUGAGACUCUUGAAGAGGAUUCCAACUACAUCCUUCAACUAGCAGGAGUAGGAAACUAUCUCAAGUUCCCCACCUAUGCAAAGUCUACAAGAACUACUGAUGAAAUGACUACAGAGUUCUUCCAGAACAUCAGUUCAGAGCACCAAACACAGCUGUAUGAAGUCUACAAACUUGAUUUUUUAAUGUUCAAUUACUCAGUGCCAAGCUAUCUGAAACUGGAAUGAAACGUGGAUAGCCAGAGAAAGAAAGAAAGCUGUUUAAUUUAAGAUUUUUAUUUGUCAUAAUUAUGUAUGAAGAAUGGGUUAUUUUGUAAGUUAAUAUUUUUCUCUCUCUCUCUUUUUUUUUUAGUAAUGCUGCGAGCAGCAUAGUUGGAAAUUUAUUAUUUAAAUUGUUGGUAAGAAAGGACAGUUCUGUUUGCAGGGUAAGAAAAUUGCAGUGACAAUAGCUCUAGAUGUGACAAGUAAGUGCUACACUGUUUUGGGGUGGAAAAUGUUCCUUAUGCCCUGAUUUAUUUUUUUAAUUUUUUUUGGCAUUCUUAAUAAAUCCGAGCCUUUGGGUUAUUUAUGCUUACAGAAUAGAUUCCUCAUUAGAAGCUGAAAUGCAAUGCUGUGUAGGCAAAAAAGAAAAAAAGAAAGAAAAGAAAAGUUCCCUGUGUUCUCAUUGCUGGAGUUUUCUUCUGCCAUAAUAUUCCUUCAUUAUGGGGGGAUGAAUGUGCUCAUAAAAUUGGAAACAUUGCAGUGGGCAGUAAGGCCCAGGAGCUAUAAUAGAUUUAUGGAUUUGGGAGCCUUCUGAUUCUCUGAUUUGUAAGACAUACUUUUCUACAUAAAGAUACACGCACUUGGUCUCAGAACACUUAGAUCAUUAAAAUGUCAUACAUCUGUGCAUCCCAAACACCAAGUAAGAGAAGGAAGCAAAUGUUCUGGAAAGUGAUGGCAUGACUCAAUUUCUUGUCCCUUAAAGGAGACAACCCAACCAGAGACUACUAAGAAUUAUCUGCUACUCCUAAUUACCCUUAGAGGGAAUCCUAGUUCAAUAGGAAAUUCAUUUGAUUAAGUAAUCACAUGUGAGGCCUCACCUGAUUGUUCGACCCAGCCCUUCAGGGACAGAACACUCUUAGGGACCCAACUGGCUGUUCUGACAUAACAAAAGACUAAGCUUUGGCUCUUUUCUUGAUGACCAGUCUAUUCAAUUAGGCACAAUCACUUCCUUUGCUCCAUAAUAUGUCCAAGCAAUAGAACCACAUGGUACCAAUACAGGAUUUUUCAGAUCUGUACACUGCUAUUUGCAUCUGUAAUCCCUCAUCUUGGGUCUUUGGAGAUGAUUGUUCCAAAAAAGAAGAAAAGGAAAGAAUGUGCCCCUUACGGCCAACAGAUUUAAAUGACAUCCCCACCCUGAAAUUUGCACCAUAGUAAAGAAUAAACUGCAUCUGGGAGUGGCUUUCCUGUGAGAUAAUGAGAAUGUCUAUAUCAUGUUCUGAGCUGUAGCAAAGUUUAAAGAGGCCCAUUGAAUAGAGUGCAAUAUUAAAUGGUACCUGACCUUCUUUUAGGUGGAUACCAGAUGGAAAAAAAAAUCCUGCAGUGAUGCAAUUUUAUCUCAGUUCCAGACCUUAACAGCAAUUAUUUUGAAAGAAACUGACAUAUUGAUGCUAUAUUUUAACAUUGGGAAGAAGAACAAACACUGAUUUUCACAUGCAUGUAUACACACGCACACAUACACGCACACACACUAAUAUUUAAAGUCUAUGACUGAAUGAAAUGUGACUAUUGUAUAGAGAGAAACAUAUUCAAAGUUCUACUUUGCUGGACAUGUUGUUAAAAUCAUUUCUGCCUUCCUACUUGUUUGAUUUCAAGAUGUGUAAUAAUGAUGAAUUAAUUGCCUUUAUUAAUAGGUGUAGUAAUAACUUUAUUUAGGAUCACAGUGUUCUCUUAAGUAAAUUGGUUAGACCGAUCAAAAGAUCUUAAUCAAUUAAUUGAAAGGUGCUCCCAAUUAAUUGGACAGCAAAAUUUUAAAACUUGAUAAUUUUAAAUAAAGGUCCUUCUAUAAACAUAGAUGACAAGCAUCUUAGGAAGAAGCAUUUUCUCUUCCCAUGCUGUUAAGCAGUGCCUACAUGCAUCAUCUAAAACCUUUGAAGAAGUAUUUUGCUUUAGAACUAUUGACUUAUAUCCAAAUAAAUGAAAUUUAAUAAACCAAUUAAAAGCAUAUGAUUAAUCAACUGAGAUUGAUUCAAUUGGAGGAUAACCCUAAUAUUAAUAUUAUUGUUAACAUAUAGCUCAACAUGUCCCAAAUGAUUCUGAGAAUCCAGCUUAGCUUCCUGAUCUAAACAUGAAGAUUUUCACCUUACAGUAUUUAUAUGGAGGAUGAGACUGGAAGAUAUAUAAAACCAUGCCUUAGUGGGUUUCAGAAAUAUAUACAACAAAUAACUUUCACCAGAUUCUAUUAUGUUCUAGUAAUAGACUUAAAACCUAUGGCAAAUCUAUAUAGCUGCAAUUGCUUUUGUUAUUUUUUUGGAGAGAAGAAUCCAGGUAUUUCUACGGCAAGAAUAUGAAAUAGGGAGACAGAUUCCUCUCCCAAAUGACAUCAUUCCUGUCCAGAUUGGAAUCUAGCUCUCAUUUCACAGGUGACUUUACUGUCCUGCCCAACACUUCUUCCUACCUGAAACAGAGGAUGGACCAGAAAUCUCUGCAAUAUCACAAAAGCUUUUGGUGGGAUAGCCUGUCCAUUCAUAUGAGUACUUACUGGUUCAAAAACAGCAUGACAUCACACAAUUUUAAUAAGAAUCUGACUGGAGAAACUGGCAGCUUUAUUCUAUAAGAAAGCAGGGAAAUUAAUCCUAUAUAUUAAUCCUACAUCAUCCUCACUUAAUUUUGGACUGUAACCCUUCAUUCAUGUUGUUCAGUGAAAUGUAGUAUUAACUGUUCAAUAAAGCUGGAACACUGAAAAUGAUUGGGAAGAAAUGCUUCAGACCUCACGCAGGUACAGUACUUCUGCUAUUCGUUAAAGUAGUGUGACAUUUUUCAGACUUCCAGGCAAGGCUCAUAGAAAAAUCUGAAAAAGGUCCAAUAACUUUAAUGAAUAACAGUCCUACAUUCCAAAAAUUGCAGCUACCACCAAUGGUUGGCAGAGGAACCUAGGGCUGUACUAACUUUAUCACCUCAGCCAAAUGUUUCUAGUCAAUUUUAAUUUUGCUAUAAAAGGAAUGGUGAUUCACAAAGCUGCACACCAAGCUUUGCACACUCGUGAGGACUUGAGAUGUUUCUUUCAGCAGCUGACCAGCAUGUCAAAAAGCACAGUGCUUUUUAGAGAAGAAGGAGUUUCAAGAGCUGAUUAUAAUAUGGCAGAAGCAGGGGAAGAGGGGUCUGGUGCCAGCUUUAAAAUUGAGGACAGAGUUGAGGUGGCCUGGGCAUCAUGCCUGCAGCAGCUCAUACUUCCUUUCGUUUGGUUGUGGGAAGUAUUCAUCAUCUCCUUCUCAUGGCACUUACUCAAAAGAAAGCAGGUGAAGAGGUUGUGAUAGCAAGGAGGAGCAACCAGGAGGCAAUGUCCAUGACUUUCACAGAUACCUGAUCGUGUAAACUGUAGAUGUUCUUCUCAGAAUAAACAACUUCUUAUAGGGCAAUGCCAAAUCCUCUAGCAUGCCUCCCAUAGUUCUUUGGAGUUGCAGUGAUGGGUCCAUAAUCCCAUUUAAUACGUCUAUCAGAUUUUUUAGGAAAAUCAUAUAAAGAAGAAGAGGUUCUGUGGACUGCAUCUGUAUCAUCAACAAAGUCAUUCUCAUCAUGAACUGCUAUGGUGAAUGCUGCCUGAGAACUGAUGUUCUUAGAACACAGUUGCUGAUUUUAAGACCCUUCAAAAGUAACAUUCCUUCAACAUUUCCUCUUACAUAUCUUGACAUUGUUUUACCAAGACUAGACAAUUUAGUAUUCUCCAAAUAUUUUGGGCUACAGCUCCAACAGUCCUUUAAGAGCUGGUUGGAAGUGAAGUCCAAAACCUCUGGUACUAUCUUACUUUCCCGUGAUCUAGGAAAUACUGGCCUUAACUAUAAUAUGCUAAUUUUAGAAUAUUUAAAGCAGUAAAACCUAACAGCUUUAAAAGAUUCUGAAAAUCCAAUUUAGUUCUUUUCCACAGAAGCAUAUAUAACAUUUCUGAGAAGCUCCCAGCAGGACAUGGGAGUAACAGCACUCUCCCAUUCUUAUACCAAGCAACUAAUAAUGCAGAGGCACACUGCUUCUCAUCCUGAAGAUGAUAGGCUAUGUAUGUUUCAAAAUGUUUCAGAAGAAUGGCUUUGAACUUUGUGCAAGCACACUUACAGCAUUUCUCUGCUAUUCAUUAAACCAGCAUCUUUUCCCAGGUUCUGUAGUUGCCUAUAAAAAGGUGUGGCUGCUUUAAUGAAUGACAGGAUGCUGUGCUUAUGUGAAGUCCAAAGCAGUUCCUCUGAAUUAUAUUUGAAGCAUGCCCAACCCUAAAAGACAUCAUAAUUAAUGGCCUGAGGAAAUGAAUUCAAUGAAUUAUGGAAAGGUUCUUUUUAUCUAUCCUGCAAAAUUUCCAUAAGUAGUUCUUAAACUGAUGCCUUUCUAUUUAAAACCUUGUUUAUUCAUACUUUUGUUUAUAAUGUCUGGUUUUUAUUAUCACAUUAAUAUUCUACUGAAGUGUGAUAAAAGAUCCUGAUCCAUCCAUGAAUGACAAAUUUCUGAUGUCAGUCAUUCUCAUUCAUUCUUUCUCUCUCUCUCUGGUCUGAGUUGGCACAUUGUGACAAAAUGAGUAAAUUAUGGACUAGAAAUUGUUUUAAGCCAAUA